UCAUUGGUUCAUUCGAGGCUAGCGGGGAAUUCAACGAUUGCAUAUAGAAAUACAUUGCCAUUCAAAAAUUUCUUUCAAGAAGAGAGCUUCUCUCGUUUGAAUUUUGAAAAAGGCUUCGCAAUUUCGUUGAAAGUGAAGAAAUAGACUUAGUUUCAUACUUUAGAUUUCUAUAGAUUGCUUUUGCAAUCUUAUUUAUUUAUUUGAAUUUGAAGGUCGUCAUUGUGCGGAAAAAUUGAAAAUGUCGCAAGCAUUUGCACUUCAUCAGGAUGAAAAUCAGAUGCCACGCCGAGGAAAGGGAGCUAUCGUUAAGGGUAAUGGUUUGGGAGGACAGAAACGAGCAGCUUUAGGUGUUAUCACGAACCAAGUAAAUCAGAAUCUUCGUGUUCAACCUGCAAGGGCGGCUAAACCAAAGUCUUCAGAUUUUGGUAUCCAAGAUGAGAAUGCAUUUACAAAGAAAAGUGCAAAAACGUUUGGUCAGCAACCAAGUCAGUUUUCAGUGUUUGUCGAUGAGCCUGCAAAGAAAACAAAGGCUGUAGCAAAGGCGCCAGCUGUAUUGAACACAAGUGCAGAACUCACAGCUGCUGUGACUGCUGUUCCACAACCAAGACUCCCUUUAGCAGAAGUACCCAGUUCUCCAGAUAUAAUAUGCUUGGAGGAUUCUAUGGAAUCGCCUAUGGUGCUUGAUAUAUCAGAAGAUGAAAAGAAACCACUUGAUAGAGAAGCUGUGAUCUUGACUGUCCCAGAAUAUGAAGAAGACAUUUACAACUACCUCAGACAAGCAGAGUUGAGAAAUAGAGCAAAGCCAGGAUACAUGAAAAGGCAGCAAGAUAUCACAUCAUCCAUGAGGUCCAUUUUGGUAGACUGGUUGGUAGAGGUUUCAGAAGAAUACAAACUACACAGAGAAACACUUUUCCUGGCGGUCAACUACAUUGACAGAUUUUUGUCAAAGAUUUCUGUAUUGAGAGGAAAACUACAGUUGGUUGGUGCUGCUAGCAUGUUCUUGGCUGCCAAAUACGAGGAAAUCUAUCCUCCAGAUGUGAAAGAAUUUGCAUACAUUACCGACGACACAUACACUGCCCAACAGGUUCUCAGAAUGGAACAUCUUAUCCUUAAGGUGCUCACUUUCGAUGUGGCUGUGCCUACCACAAACUGGUUUUGUGAGGACUUUGCUAAAUCUUGUGAUGCUGAUGACAAAUUGAAAUCUUUAACCAUGACUGCAGCAUUAGUGAAAAAGACAGGUUAUGAGAUUGGACACUUUGUUGAUUGUCUCAAGGACUUGCACAAGACCUACCAAGGUGCUGAAGGACACCAGCAACAAGCUGUCCAAGAAAAAUACAAACAAGACAAGUACCAACAAGUAUCCGACUUCACAAAGAAUCCAGUGCCUCACAGCUUGGCUUUAUUGUCACUUUAGAUAACUGGGCUACUUGUAGUAUAUUGUGUUCUCUACCAGAGUUCUUUCAUGGACUGAUAAAUGUUGGAUAGAGGUCCGCCUGCAAAUAACCAAAUACAGUUUACAGUGCUACAAUAUCGCACCGGUCUUCGAUAUGAAUUGUUCCAGGGUUUCAUCAUGUUCCUUUCUGUAUAUGAACCAUUCCUAAUAAUACUUAAAGAAAGUAAAAUAAGACAUACUGUUCUGAAAAUGAUAAUAAUUGGUAUACUAUUUCAAAAGAUGGGGUUUAAAUUCAUACUACAUAAUUAAAAAAGUUCUACACCUAUUUUGUACAGAAGGAAUUUUCUACAUUUUGAUUCUUUCUAAACCCAUUUUAUACAUAAAGAAUGUCGUGAAACCCUUUUGAAUGGUGUAAAUGAGAUCCGGAAACUUUCAAGGGGGAGAUGUCCUGUGUACUGUAGAUGGUUGUAUGUAGGCGGAGCCUAUUUAUUACAAAGAAUCAAGGUGCCAAGGUGAUUUUUAACAUUGCUUCUCUACGAGAUGAGAUACCACUGAUGAUGUGUUCAAGUUGUUUUACCGCCAAUCAGGAUCUUAAUUAAUUGCUUUUAACAGAUUUUAAAACUGACAUACAGUGAAGGAUGCUUUUUGAUAAAUAUUUUUAGUGCAAUAGACAGGCAGCAUACAUUAAUUCAUUGAUUAAUUGAAUGAAAUGUUUACCAUUGGUGUUCAUAUUACAAACUGGUCAUGCUUGUGUGAUUGAAGUAUGCAUGAAAUUUGAAAGACUGACUCCUCAAGAAAUCUAAAAAGCUUCUACAUUAGAUAGCCUACAUCCAAGAGGAUUUAUAAAUGCCUAUUGCAUUUUUAUUUGUGUUGUGAAAUUGCCUCUUCGAGGAUGACUAAAAUCUAUGAUUUUAAAAAAUGGCAAACCAAAUAUAACAUUUUAUUAUAAAAUCAGUGCAUGUAGAUUCUUUUAUGUCUAUAUAAUUGUUUUGUACAGUGUAUAUAUUGUUUUUAUGUCCGUCUUAAAACUAUUCUUCAUCUUUUUACUCUCUUUAAAUCUACCAUCAUUUCUCAUCAAUUGCAAAAUGACAUCCAUGUUCAAAAAGAUUCAUUCAUUUGUCGUAUUCAUUACUCCUUCCCAAAACUUACAUUCCAAAAGACACAAUCAUUUUUUUAAAUGAAAAGUAGUAAACAGAAAUCAUUAUAUUUUUUAUUUCGUUUUUAAUACAUUUUAUGGAGUCCUCAUUAUUUUUAAGUCUUUUUGUACAUGGAUCAAUUAUUUUUAUGGAAAAGGAUUUAAGAGAUAACCAUUUUAUGUUUUUAACUUAUUUAUAAUUAAAAGUUAUUAAAAUA
This is a messenger RNA of Ruditapes philippinarum (Manila clam), 2746 nucleotides long. Its product is annotated as G2/mitotic-specific cyclin-A-like. The record is from RefSeq and is a predicted model, not a curated record. Bases 239 to 1414 code for a protein of 391 amino acids. Gene Ontology annotation, biological process: mitotic cell cycle phase transition; regulation of cyclin-dependent protein serine/threonine kinase activity. Lineage: Eukaryota; Metazoa; Mollusca; Bivalvia; Venerida; Veneridae. Gene Ontology annotation, molecular function: cyclin-dependent protein serine/threonine kinase regulator activity. Gene Ontology annotation, cellular component: nucleus; cytoplasm; cyclin A2-CDK2 complex. The transcript is spliced from 7 exons.